CACUUUCUCCGGCAUAGUGCCCACUCCUGCAGGUGAAGAACAAUUUGAUCAUUGGUUGGAGCAAGCUUACAUGAUGGUAGAGGUGAGUGAAUGUUCGGCAAAAGAAAAACGACGGAGAAUAAUGGAGGGCCUAAAGGGUCCUGCAUUAGAAGUCAUCAAAGCAGUUCGCCUUUCUGAUCCAAAUGUCAGUCCUGAAGAGUGUCUAGAAGCUCUUGAUAGUGCAUUUGGGAUGGCAGAGUCAGGAGAUGAUUUAUACUUCGCUUUUAGACUGAUGCAACAACAGUCUGGGGAAAAGUUGUCAGACUUUCUACGGAGACUAGAGCGCAGUUUGUCGAAAGUCGUUCAAAGAGAUGGCCUUCCUGCCUCAAGCAUGAACAAAGCUCGGAUUGAACAGUUGCUUAAGGGCGCAGUGGGUUCAGACUUAAUGCUAAUUCAGCUCAGGUUGAGGGAGAGAAAAGGGAACCCCCCAACCUUUCUUGAACUAUUGCGUGAAAUUCGUGCUGAAGAGGAGUAUGAAGCAUCUAGAGCUAAGUUAACUCCAUCAGUACGUGCAGUCUACCCCAAACCUCAGAUAGACCAAAAUCAUUCUGAAAUUCAGAGUCUGAGGGCUGAGAUAAAAGAGGUAAAGUCAAUGUUCGCUGCACUUUCUUCACAAUCCCUUCAAGAUACUGCUGAUAAACAUGACAAAUGUUCAACUGACAGAGAGAGACUUAAAGAACCAAGUCUGGAUGUUGAAGUUGUGGCUUUAAGGAAACAAGUUAAACAGCUGCAGCAAAAAGUCAAGUCCAGAGUGUCACAUCAGGUUGAAACACCACCAGCUGUCAUGGCCGUGUACACUCCAAGUAGACGUCCUGAAGCGGAUGAACGUUUUUGUUACCGCUGUGGUGAAAGCGGACAUAUGGCUAGUAAAUGCAGGAGGCCAGAAAAUCAAAAUAAAGUUAUUCAGAGGCUUAUUCAAGCACUCAAAAAAGCUAAAACCCCAAAUGCACAGUCUUCUACUGAUGAAAGCGUUGAGCAGAGUGCUACAGUGAGAAAGAGUGCAGUGGGUAAUCUACAACCUGUUGGGCUGCCAGAAGGGCUAAUAGGGCCACCGUCCUUGUAA
This is a messenger RNA of Fundulus heteroclitus (mummichog), 1102 nucleotides long. RefSeq names its product paraneoplastic antigen Ma3 homolog. Gene Ontology annotation, molecular function: nucleic acid binding; zinc ion binding. Bases 71 to 1102 code for a protein of 343 amino acids. Lineage: Eukaryota; Metazoa; Chordata; Actinopteri; Cyprinodontiformes; Fundulidae. The transcript has a single exon. The record is from RefSeq and is a predicted model, not a curated record.